This is a messenger RNA of Emericellopsis atlantica, 1988 nucleotides long. Its product is annotated as zinc-finger of mitochondrial splicing suppressor 51-domain-containing protein. The record is from RefSeq and is a predicted model, not a curated record. The transcript is spliced from 3 exons. Lineage: Eukaryota; Fungi; Ascomycota; Sordariomycetes; Hypocreales; Bionectriaceae. Gene Ontology annotation, biological process: mitochondrial respiratory chain complex IV assembly. The coding region runs from base 90 to 1616 and encodes 508 amino acids. Gene Ontology annotation, cellular component: extrinsic component of mitochondrial inner membrane.
UUCAUGAUUCUCUCGAGUCUUGCCUGUGCAAAGCGAGCUCUGGGUUACGACGACUUUGACCUGCGUCGACUCUCCCAGACACCGUCACCAUGGAGUCUUCCCUGCGCAAAGCAGCUUCGACGCUCUGCGGCCGCUGCACUGCGCCAAUGCGCAAGCAAUUGGUCCCUCGCCAUGCCUCAAGAUUGCUGAUCUCGGCAACUCACUCUCCGAUCCGAGCUCUGCACUCGUCGACAGCAUGCCAAACGAACCGGGGCGGCGCCGGUGAUAAAGAGUCUGUUGGGACCAGACGGGCUUUCACGUCGACCUCAAAGGCAGACAACGAGGCUGCAGCAUCAGCGGCGCAGGCUGGUCAGCAACCCAGGCUGACUGAAGACAACCUUUUCCACUCCUUCUCGAACUCGCCGGUGCCCGAAUUCCGCCAACGAGCUGCUUUCAUGAGGCAGCAUGCGUACUGCUCGCACCCCGACCACCAGCAUACAAAAGUCCCGACUGUGGCGCCCAAACCUGAAGAUGAGGUUGCGACUGGCGGUACGGCCCCUCCGGCUCAUGUGGAUUUCGAAUGCCCCGACUGCGGCUUCCCCAUGUACUGCAGCAAGGAGCACUGGAUGGAUGAUUACGAGAACCACUUGAAGGUCUGCGACACCCUCCGACAGAUCAACGAGGAUGACCAUGACCUUCGGUCUGGCCGCGUGUUCCACGAAGCCGUUCUGCCCGAGAACCAGCUGGAGGAGGCUAUGGUGAACAUGACGAACUGGGAUACCUUCAUGUACACCCGAGAAUUUGAUGCUGUCAACUCUGACCGCUCCAUGAGGCAGAUCACUCGCUUGCUGACGUAUCCCAUUACCGUCGGCAGUAUCCUGCACGAGCUCAGUCCGUACACGGUCAAGGCAGGCGAGCGACUGACUACAGAGGGCCUCAAGAGCUUUAGUGCCCUGAGGUACAACCUCCACCCACCAAAGUCCGGCAAAGGCCCAGGCGUCAACCAGCUGCAACCAGAGCCGCCUGCGGUGCGUGUCUUUUGCCUGGGCGCGCGCGCCGAGUCCUCCCUCCCACGCUCGGCUUGGGUACAGCUGGCGCAUCUGUUCCCCAACGCAAAGAUUCACCUCAUCAUGAUCGGACCGGAGAGCAUGGCGAACCGUGACGACGAGUUCCCCUUGCCGGAGAGGACUGCGUCCAACCCCUUUGGCGCCAUUGUCGAGGACCGUAUCUCGCACAAGAUGAAGAUCAGCACGUUUGUCGACUACUACCACUCGAUCCAUCAGACGGGACAUUUCGCGCCCUACGAUCCCUACUUUGAUUGCUUUGUCCUGUUCCAUCCCGGCCUCGGACAUCCUGCCAGCAGCCACGAGUGGGAAGACACACUCCCGCAGCUGUUGGAGACCAAGGUCCCCAUCAUCAGCACCGGCUACACGCAGUUCGAUCUCGAGAGAGAUGUCAAGUGGGUGAACGAAAAGUCCAAGGGCGAGUUUGACGUGCUCCUGGAGCCGGGCGAGAACAUUUUCCGCAGUCUACGCUGGGAUCUGAAUGACAUGGAUCCCCAAGAUGUCAGCUGUGGUAACUGGGGCGUAUGGGCAUUCCGCGGCAAGAGAUACGAGACGACGAUCAAGGAUGCUUAAAAUUCAUGCUAUGUAACCGUAUUGUAUGUACUACUAGUAGAUGUACCAUCAUUUGCAUUGUGGGCAGGAAGUGUAUAGACAAGUCUCGUGUUAGCGGAUUUCUUUUUCGCGGUGGAACAGUUCCAUGAGUACUUAGUUACUUAGCUUAUUUAGUACUUACACCAUGAAGCUAUGUCCUCCCUUAAACUCGACUCAAACAUCGGAAUAAACCGAAGUAGGGCGAGGAGCAGGAUGUCUGUGAAAGAAAAUGCAUGUGUACUAGGUACGUUCGUAGACGGUAGAUCCCAUCCUGACGCAUGCUGGGGUCAGGCAGGCAGGGGCUAACGCGGGAUGGAUGCGUUGGCAGCUGCAAGACGUGCAGCAAACGCCCAG